AUGACUGAUCAGAAACCUCCUCCAUCCUUGACAUCCCAAUUUGUUAAUCCAACGAUCGUUCGUUAUGGAUCAAUAUUUUUGUUAUUGGUGGGAACAUUUGGCAAUAUUCUUUCAUGUAUCAUAUUUUCUACGGGUACAAUGCGUAAAUCUUCAACAUUUCGCUAUUUGGCACUGUUAUCUCUAAUGGAUUUAAUUGUACUCUAUAGCGGUUUAUUAGAUUUAUUUUUAACUGUUGAAUAUGGUCAAUUUUCACUACGUAAACUUUCACCUAUUACAUGUCGUUUGCAUACAUUUGUUACUUAUUGGUCACAACAUUCAUCAUCAUGGAUACUGGCUGCUGUAUCCAUCGAUCGUGCUAUAGCCACAAAUUACAUACAACUUGCAAGAAAAUUUUGUACACCAAGAUCAGCUGAAUAUGUUGUGGGUAUCAUUUUAUUGAUAACCGCUCUAUUCAAUUGUCAUGAACUAGUUUUCAUUAGAUUAGAAAUAGAAAAUAUUGAAUUCAAUGAACAAACAUUUCUAACAUCUGCCGCUACUACACAAGAAAAUAUGGUAUCAUCAUUUUAUUAUUCCGAUUCAACUACACAAUCUCAGUAUACAAUGAGUAAUUAUUUUUCACCACAAUUUGUAGCGUCCAAAUUUAAUUCAUUUAAAGAAAAACGAACAAUUAACGAACAACAAACUGUAUCAAAAUUUAUUUCAACUAUUUAUAAAUAUUUUUUGAAUAAAUCUAACGAUGAUACGAGGACUAAACGUGCGUUACCAUUCGAUUUUACAUCAUCAACUAGAGAUCUUAAUUCAUUGUCAAAUAAAUUUUUUUAUUCACCAUUAUCUGUAACAGUGACACAAGCUAAUAAUUCGACAGGAACAUUCUUUAUUACAUCAUCAACAGUAUCGACAAGAGCAAGACAGUGUGCAGCACUUAAAGGAAGUAAUUACGAUUAUUUUUGGGAUCAUGUAUGGGAAUGGAUUGAUGUUUGCAUGUAUGCUGUAGUUCCCUUUUCUGUGAUGACAAUUGGUACUUUUUUCAUUGUCUAUCGUGUUUAUUAUCAAGAACGACGAUUUUUUCGCUCAAGACGAGCAUAUGCCGAUAAUGCAGCACGUGUAACUCCGAAUAAAGCAAAAAGUUUAUUUUAUCUACUGUUCACUUUGAACCUACUGUAUUUCAUAUUGGUAUCACCCGUUGUAUUUGUAACCACAGUUCUAUUUCGAAAUUCAAACGAGGAAGUAUCACAUGCAACGCUGACAGCAAUCGUUUAUCUGAUGCAGUAUGCAAAUCAUUCAUUAAACUUCAUUUUCUAUGGUAUAACAUCACCGCCCUAUCGUAAAACAUUGUUCGAUUGGUUAGAAGCUGUCUCAUCUUAUUGUCCAAAUCGAUGUCAAACAUUUGUAAAACGUCAACCAAAAACUAAAAAGCAAGAACCGAAAAAAAGCAUCAGUCCACCUAAUGGUAAUAUUAAACCACCAAAUCAUAAUCACGAAAAAACAAAAGAAGUAUUAACUGCUGUUACUAUCAAUACCGCCGAUGAUACAAUUGCCCUUAAUCGAAAAGAUAAAAUACCAAUAACAUUACAAAUUGACGGUGUUCAUAACGAAACAAAUUCUUUAUUGUCAAAUGAUUAUCAUACAAAAAUGUCAAUUGUGAAUAAAUCGUCUAAAAAACGAAUAGUAAACAUGACGCUUGCAACAAUGGAUCCACAAAAAAUGAGUACAACUGAAAUUGAUCUCGAAUCGGUGUUGAAUGUAAGACGACGUCGAUUAUCGUUAACAGCACCACAAGCUCCACAAGAUGUCUAUCGAUAUACGGAUGUUAUUAUUCUAAAAGUUGAAAAAUCGCAUGAUAUACUGAGAGAAGAUGCACGCUGUAUAUUUCAUGGAGAUUAUCAUGUAUUAGCUGACAUAUUUCAAAAGUAUACAAGUCAAUUGAUAAUUCAUCAUGCGGAUCCAAAUAUUGUUAAAAAUCAUGAUCGUCUAAGUGGUAAAUUAUAUUGUACGAUAGAAGUCCCAACAAUGUCAUUAAUUGAAGUUUUAGAAAUAUUGCAUAAGCAUUAUUUUUCAAUUGUGGCUAAUUCAACUAAUUUUGGUCCAAAAACAAAAUUACAGGAAUUCAUUUUAUUACGUAAUAAAGAUUCGUAUGAUCGUGGAUUGCCAGUUAUUGAUACUGCAAAACAUUAG
Molecule: messenger RNA, 2175 nt
Organism: Didymodactylos carnosus
Lineage: Eukaryota; Metazoa; Rotifera; Eurotatoria; Philodinida; Philodinidae
Source: the annotation of a GenBank genome assembly